GCCUGGGGGCAGUCAGGCCCCAGGCACAGCCUGGGGAGUGCAAUACCUCAAGCUCUCUGGGGUACACAAAGCACAGGUGCCACUGGCUGGGGGAGCAGCUUCAUCCACUAGCAGGCGGCGUUUGUGGCAGCAGGUGUGGACAGGUCCCACCCGACUCCACCCUGGAAAGCCCUUUUGAAGAAAUGGCCCUGGUGAGGGGCGGCUGGCUGUGGAGACAGAGCUCCAUCCUCCGCCGCUGGAAGAGGAAUUGGUUUGCUCUGUGGUUGGAUGGCACGCUGGGUUACUACCACGAUGAGACGGCCCAGGACGAGGAGGACCGUGUGCUUAUCCACUUCAAUGUUCGAGACAUAAAGGUUGGCCAAGAGUGUCACGAUGUGCAGCCCCCAGAGGGCAGGAGCCGAGACGGCCUGCUGACAGUGAACCUACGGGAGGGUUCCCGCCUGCAUCUGUGUGCAGAGACCCGGGAUGAUGCUAUAGCAUGGAAGACAGCACUGAUGGAGGCAAAUUCUACCCCGGCCCCAGCUGGAGCCACCGUCCCACCCAGGAGUCGUCGGGUUUGCCCUAAGGUCAGGUGUACGACCCUCUCCUGGAAGCCCUGUAAGGUUGAGAGGCGGAUCUGGGUACGCGUCUACAGCCCGUAUCAGGACUACUAUGAAGUGGUGCCCCCCAACGCGCACGAGGCCACAUAUGUCCGCAGCUACUAUGGGCCGCCUUAUGCAGGCCCUGGUGUGACACACGUGAUAGUGAGAGAGGACCCCUGCUACAGCGCAGGCGCCCCGUUGGCUAUGGGCAUGCUUGCUGGGGCUGCCACAGGUGCUGCUCUAGGCUCACUCAUGUGGUCACCUUGCUGGUUCUGAGCCCUGGGGCUCUGACCUCUGGAUGUGCACGUAGAACGCAAGACUCUUUUCUUCCUGGUCUACCUUCUGCUACCUACCCAUUUAAACCCUGCCUCGUUUUGACCCUUUCCUCUCCAUUAAGCUCUCUACGCCUAGCCCAUCCCUCCCACCACUUAGCCUCCUUCCCUCUCAGAGGAAGCUAACAUUUCAGGCAGACUUGGCUAAAAUCCUCCCACCUAUUGCCAGGCACCCCCAUAAAUCAUGUACAGAUGUAUUUCUUCUAGAUACAGCAAACAUGACUUCAUUUGGUUCCAAGUAUCUGAGGGAUGGCGACCACAAGUAAAAAGCAAAGUUACAGUUAUCAGUCUGAGAAGGAUACGUGGGGGCAAAAAACAAGGCAGGCAGUCUGGGUGCUGUUGGCAGCAAGAAUGAGCAGAGAACAUUCUUACACGUCCAAAGAAUCAAAGAAUACAGUUGGUUUGGUGUUCAGGCAGGCUUUGGACUAUGGUGUCCUCUAGGCUAUGGAGCUUGCUGGAUAAAGAUGAUGGGCGCUUUUUAUGGAGGGAAGCUUUGUGAUUUCAACUAUAAUGAGUAUGUUGUCUGUUUUGCCAGUACCAGCACAUAUCCUUACUCCAUACAUGGAAGACUGGCACCUUCUUCCCACUACUAGCUUCUCUGAUAGUUGAGUUAACCAAUCCCUGGGUUUCCUUGCUGUGGAUCAGGUGAGCUCCUUGGGACUCCAGCCUUAGGAAGCUGCUUCCAUUAGGAAAUGCCUUUCUGAUCCCAGGAGCUCAGCUUUAUUGCAGUGACUGUUAUCAUCUGAGGCUUUUUCUCUUCCUUUGCUAUGGGCCUAACCCACCUUGGCUCCAGCCUGGGGAACCGCUCAUGUGCCUGCCUGUAGGUGGCAAGCAAUUUCUCCAUUAGAUCCUGUUCCAGACUCUUCCAUUACCCCGUCCCAGCUGCCAAUAGAAAAGCUAACGUCUCUGGUCCAGUGGCUAGAGUGCCCACUAAAGUUCCCUGUAGAUGAGGGAGGGCUCCAUUGGCUCAGCUGCAGACACUAAUAAAGACAUGACUGACUCCAAAA
Molecule: messenger RNA, 1920 nt
Organism: Cricetulus griseus (Chinese hamster)
Lineage: Eukaryota; Metazoa; Chordata; Mammalia; Rodentia; Cricetidae
Source: RefSeq, a predicted model, not a curated record